Messenger RNA from Mycena indigotica, 372 nucleotides. RefSeq names its product Dolichyl-diphosphooligosaccharide--protein glycosyltransferase subunit OST2. Gene Ontology annotation, cellular component: oligosaccharyltransferase complex; membrane. NCBI's taxonomy places the organism in Eukaryota, Fungi, Basidiomycota, Agaricomycetes, Agaricales, Mycenaceae. The record is from RefSeq and is a predicted model, not a curated record. Gene Ontology annotation, biological process: protein N-linked glycosylation. Bases 1 to 372 code for a protein of 123 amino acids. The transcript has 4 exons.
AUGCCUCCCAAAUCCACACCAGCGCAGACUUCCGCACCUGCUUCGACGAACGCCUUGCAAACAUUAUGGCAGGCGUACAACGACCAGACUUCCAACCGUCUUAAAUUCAUCGACUCCUUCCUCAUAUUCCUUAUGCUUUCGGGCAUCGUCCAAUUCCUUUACUGUGUUCUGGUCACCACAUAUCCGUACAACGCGUUCCUAGCGGGCUUCUCGAGUACUGUUGGUCAAUUCGUCCUAACUGCAUCCCUUCGUUCCCAAGUGAAUCCCGAAAACAAAAACGAGUUCAAGGAAGUGUCUCCAGAAAGAGCUUUCGCUGAUUUCGCACUGGGCUCUAUCGUGCUUCACUUCUUCGUAUUCAAUUUCCUCGGAUGA